GAUUGAGGCGGUAAAUUUGUCUCACGUACUCAACACCAGGUUGUCCUAGCAGAAAUCACUACAUUGCAGUAAAUAAAAUGAGUCGUUAUUCAACAAUCUACAGUUCAAGUUAUCGUCCUUUUGAUGAAAAUCGACGAACAAAUGUAAUUAAUAAAGCCACUAUUCCCCCUCCGCCUCAAUCUACUACAAUUUUAUCACAUAUGAACGGCACAAGUCUGUCACAUGUAGGUCAGACGUGGGCUGCUGAUCCUAAUCAUCAUUCAACGAUUACUACUGGUACAACAGCUAAUACUAGUUACACCCACGCCUCCCCAUAUCUUCCUUGUGUUAAUAACCGUUUAAUAAAUAACAGUACAACAAAUCAGACAGCAAACAGUCUAAGUUUACGUCGUAGUAUGUGGGAUGAUUGUGAACCACCAAUUAAUGAUAAGCAAAGAUCAAAAUUAUUAGAAAUUUAUAAUCCUGAUUUACCUGUUAGUAAUUUGUUGAAAACCAAUGGAAUUACAAAAGAUGACAGCACCAAUACACCUCAAUGUAAUUUUAACAGCACAUAUACUUCCGUAGUAUCGGAUAAAUUAAAUCCAUGUUCAGUGAUUUCUGCUACUGGUGCUUACGAAAGUAAUUAUAAUAAGCAAUCUUCAUCUACUACCAUAGCAAACACUGCACAAACAAUACAAAGUAGUUCAUCUUACUGUCCAACAAGAUCAAAAACACCGUCAAUUACUUCUUGUUUUUUUAAUUCGUCAGAUAAAUCACAAAAACAUUGUGAUACACUUACCAAGUCAGGAAAUAUUAAUUCUUUUAUUGGAAGUAGAAAUAUCACUGUUAUACCGAAUAAUACCAUCUUUCAAAUAGAUUUUAUGCAAAUGUUCAGUCAAAUUGCACGCAUCAAUAAUCAUCUGUUUCUUAGCAGUUUAAAUGCUAUCACACCAGACAGAUUACGUCAACAUGGCAUUACACUGUUGGUAUCUGCAAUGGUUGAUUCUCCACCGGCUCAUAUUCGUAACGCUGUAAUGAAUACUAUUCAUAUCCCUGUUGAAGAUGUAGAAAGUGCAAAUCUACGUAUUCACUUUGAUAGAGUAUCCGAUCGAAUAGCUGCUGAAAAUCGACGUGGGGGUAAAACACUAAUACAUUGUAUGGCAGGCGUUUCACGCUCAAGUACACUUAUAUUAGCUUAUUUAGUGCGUCACACAAAUAUGAGCCUUGCUGAUGCUUAUCAACAUGUACGCAGUAUAAGACCAUGUAUUCAGCCAAAUCCUGGAUUUUGGAGACAAUUAUUAGAAUAUGAAGAAAAACUACGCGGUAGUCGUUCACUUCGUUUACUUCCAUCGUUUACUAUCAGUGGAACACCAAGUGUAAAUUAUAGUACAAAUCGGCUGUAUGCGAAUAGUCCAAGGAGUGUAAUUGGUGGUUCAUCGUAUUCCGAUAUGUUUUCUAGAACCUCAAAUGAUCUAUUACCGAAUAAAUCCUUCAUUUCAUUGUAUCCUUUAGAUACAAUCACUUGUCGCCAACCUCUCGGUUAAUCAAGUUAAGGAAAUUUUAAGACAAUAUAUUAUUGUCUUUACAAGCAAAUAAAUUGUCUAUCGUAUUACGAAGCAUUUAAACUAAAAUUCAUUAGAAAUAUUCAUAUAUCGAGACAAGAUCAUUCGUUUUUGUGCUUCAAACAUUCAACAUUAUUCCGCAUACUUAUUUUGAGAGAAAGAGAAAAUUAUUUUAUUCAUUUUCACCGUUAGUUUUACACUAGAUUACUAUCGAAUUUCACUGACUGUCUUGCAUGCAUAUUACACAUGCGCAGACGUACACAUAUAAUACCUAUAUUUAGAUAUAUGUACAUUUACAUUCAUAUAUAUAUAUAUAGUUAUUAUUAUUAUUAUUGUUAUCGGCACAAAUAUUAAUGCAACAGCAUUAUCUAGAAGUUUAUUUUCGGUGAGUUUUUACUUUUGUGUUUUACACCUUGUGUACAAAUCUGCGUCCACGCAAACAAAGAACAACCAAUAAACUAUUCAUCUAUUUUUUUUCUGUUUUUAAUUUUCCAAGCAUUAAAAUGUAAACACUUACUUAAGUAGUUCUCUCUUUUUCUUAAUUCACUGUUUAUCAGUUUGCCGUUUCAAUGAUUCUCUGUUUUUUGAGUGUGUAUAUGUGUUCUCCAUUGAACAUGUCUGUUCGCCUUUUUCUAUCACUAUUAUACUAUACUACUUAUAAGUCCAUAUCUGUUUAUUUAUUUAUUUAUAUGUACAUUUACGAAUCCAGUAAAUACCGCCGAAUAAUCAUCAAAAUCAUUGACUGAAAAAGAAUUCAUUUAUUUUUUUAAUAUAAAAACUGUUCCACUGAAGAAAACCGAAUAAAAUUCAAUUUCGUAUCGUUUUUCAAGAGUAGAAGAGAUUUCUUUUAUUUUUCGUUUAAAAUUAAUAUUAUGCUUAUUAAUUAUGCUGUAAACCUAAAAGAAUUAACUGUUCUAUUCAUGUUUAAAUUGUGUUUAUUUAUUUUUUUUUUCUAUUUUCGAUUCCUUUAAUGCCUUUAACCUGUUAAUCAUUAACACAACACACAGGCCCAUUUGUUUCAUGUUCUUCUCCCUAUUAAAUUUGAUAAGGUUUCACCUGACCAAUUAAAAUCAUCACUGACUUUUAUUCACAAUGCUACAACAUACACAUCGACAGUCGGCUUUUUGUUACAUUGUUCUAUUUGACUGCUCGUGCGUGAAUGAGACAGAUUGGAAGAGAAGAAAGGAGAAUUUUCUUGUAUAUUGAUUCAUUCAAGAUGAUAGUCUUUUCUUUUUCUCUUUGCCCAUUCGUCGUCUUCAUGUACCCUGUGAAUGUAAACCAGAAAUAAUAAUAGUAAAAAUCCAGUAAAUAACAAUUUAACCUAGUUUUAUUUUGUUACCUAUGGAGUAAAUAUUGGCCCUUCUCCAGGAAGAAAUAAACACGAUUUUUCCUGGUCUAGUUGUGUUUUUUUUUGUUUUACUGUCAACUUUUUCGCCUCCUACAUACCGUUCUCUUUUUUAUUUUGAUAUUCUUUUCUCUCCUGAUUUAUCUAUUUCGGUUCUUUAUUGUUGUCGUUAUAAUAUUUUUGUCAACUAAUUUUCUUAUUCGUUUGAAUUAUACUUUUUUUUCAGUUAUUUCGCCUCCUCGAACUAUUGAACAUUCACAGAUAUUUCACAGACACAAUAUUAACUAACGCCCAGUUGUUAUAUAUAUAUAUAUAU
Molecule: messenger RNA, 3202 nt
Organism: Schistosoma turkestanicum
Lineage: Eukaryota; Metazoa; Platyhelminthes; Trematoda; Strigeidida; Schistosomatidae
Source: the annotation of a GenBank genome assembly